AUGGCCACCCUUCCAAUGCUACCACUCGAGAGAUCAUGUCCGAGAAAAUCUACAAGAGCACACACAACGUUACAGCCAAGAAUGGUCAUCAGAUUCCUCGAUUGGGAGCCAUCACAGGCAGAUGGGAUGCAUCGUCAUCUAGGACCACAGCUCACCACCACCACCCCGCCGCAAACAGGUGCCUCAUUCGUGGAGGCGAAUUGCCAAGAUCGAUUGGGCAGGCAGAUGCAACGAAAUCCUCCACCUCGUUCCGUGACAGAGAUUCUCGCUGACCCGACAGCUACCAACCUGAGGAAGUCUCCUGGACAGAGAGGUUUAGCCAAUAUGAAUUCGGCAUAUUCCGUGCCUGAUCAGACAGAGCGAUCGAAUGCAUGUAGAAUGCUCAUUCGAGACGUGAAGAAGGCGACACAUGCAGAUAACGACGAGUCCACCGGCAUUGCUCAUCAUACAGCCGUAUGGUUGCUCCAAUCGGCCGCAGACAUCGACUGGUCUGAGUUCUCUCGGGUCCGUGCAAGUGCCAGCUACGCGAGACAGAUCGCCGGCAGGAAGGCCGAGGGGCAAACGAAAGGCUCAGAGACUACUCGCGCGAGCGUCUUCCCAACCUGCAAAUACAAGCCGUCCCCAAUACUGGCAUAUCUUCACUCGGAUCUUCACCUGCACCGACAUGCGGUUCAAAGAUGGAAGAGACUGUCAGAAAAUGAGCGUCAUGAAGCCACCGUGAGGGCAUUCUACAACGGACCUGCUGAAGCAACAGACCAGGCAGUAAGCGCGGACAAGCCAUUGACCCAGGAGUCGCUGGAGGAUUUCAAGAGGAUAGGACUGGGCUUGAAGGACGCAGAUGGAGCUCAUACGCCUUGGUUUCCAGAGGUACCGUAA
Laetiporus sulphureus 93-53 is the source of this 876-nucleotide messenger RNA. RefSeq lists its product as uncharacterized. The coding region runs from base 1 to 876 and encodes 291 amino acids. The record is from RefSeq and is a predicted model, not a curated record. The transcript is spliced from 5 exons. Lineage: Eukaryota; Fungi; Basidiomycota; Agaricomycetes; Polyporales; Laetiporaceae.